GCAGUUGCCUAUAAAUCGCGAUAAAUGUUCUGUGCUCCCCAUUGGUGCUACUGAACCAUUCGGUGUUUACCACCUUGGUGGUUAUUUGCUUAAUAAUGUGAAACAGGAAAGAGACCUUGGUGUUAUAGUAUGCUGUGAUCUAAAAACCACCCAAGAUACUUUGAAGAAGGUUGCUGCGGCUAACAGACUACUGUGUUCUAUCCGAAGAGCCUUCUCACGAUUGACGCCGGAGAUCUUCAGACUUAUCUUUUCCUCCCAUGUGCGUCCAAUCCUCGAAUAUGGAUUACCCGCAGUUCAUCCACUUUCAAAGCUUGAACAUGGCUUGAUUGAAAAAGUUCAGCGACGCGGUUCUAAGUAUGUCUUUGAGUUCCGACACCUGCCAUAUCACCUUCGUCUCCAGCAUUUGAAUAUGUUCUCCCUGGAAUAUCGGCGUCGCCGAGGCGAUCUGAUCUACGCUCGGCGCAUUCUGCGAGGCGAGAUAGGAAACGAGCUCCAAGAUUUCUUCCAGGUUAACACUGAGUGUUCGACUCGGGGCCACUGCUGGAAACUGUUCAAACCUAGGAGACUCAGACUUCGCUCUGAUUUUACACUAUCGACUCGUGUGGUGAACGACUGGAACUGCUUGCCUAAUUCCGUCGUCAACGCGCAUACGGAAGAAUGUUUUAAACGAUUGUUGGAUUUAUACCUCUUGAAUUUGCAGGGAUCUUGUUGUUUCUUAUGUAACUGUGACAAUUUAACUUGUUAAUUGCUGUUGCG
Messenger RNA from Dicrocoelium dendriticum, 756 nucleotides. Lineage: Eukaryota; Metazoa; Platyhelminthes; Trematoda; Plagiorchiida; Dicrocoeliidae. The record is from the annotation of a GenBank genome assembly.